Spodoptera exigua (beet armyworm) is the source of this 733-nucleotide messenger RNA. The record is from the annotation of a GenBank genome assembly. Lineage: Eukaryota; Metazoa; Arthropoda; Insecta; Lepidoptera; Noctuidae.
GUACUUCUAUACUACAUGUCUAUAUGAAGAAACCGCGUCAUACAUAACGACCUAACCACUAUUAUAUUACGUAAAUAUGUUUCAUAACGUAAAUAUCUAAGCAGCUGAAAGUUAUAUGCGUACAUCGUACUAACAAGACAAUUUGUUAAAGCUCACUAUGGCCUGGGGACUUCCAAAACUGCCGGGUCUGACGUUCUCAGACCCGACUAAGACACAAUAUCAUAUGAGAAGUUCGCUGCGGUACUACCAGGGGCACAGGUUCCCUGACACCGAGAUUCGAGGCCCGGGGGGCACCGCCACAGAUGUUGACAGCAACGCCUUCGCACUCCCCGAGGAUACCGUCAACUAUGAUCCAUCGCUUACUUAUGGGAGAGUGAAACAGCCGGCUCUGCCCGCCGUGGUACCGCAUUGGGUGCAUUAUGACAAAAGAUGUCUCAACUUCACUGCGUUCUUCAAGCAGCCCGUGUUUGACAACCCUGAUGAGAACAGCCGCGUCAGGAUCGUGAACAUCAUCUACUUCUUAGAAGAUGACACCCUCACCGUCAUGGAACCUCGCGUUAAGAACUCCGGAAUAUGGCAAGGCAGAAUGGUGAAGCGGGGGAAGAUACCAAAGAAUGACCUUGGCGAGUACUGGCAUUGGAAGGACCUCGAUGUUGGCAAGGACUUUUGUAUCUAUGGAAAAGUCUUCCAUACUGUUUCGUGCGACCUCUUUACUAAGAUAAAAAAAAAGUAA